AUGUUGAGUACACGUGGCGCUAUUACCACCAAUGUGGCCAUGUUUGAAUGCGCCAGCGGACAAAGUGUGGCUAAUAGGCAGGUUUUUUUGCUUAGUGAGCUAGAGAAGACUUGGGUGUCCGUCUCCGUUAUUCUGCGGCGCUUGCUGAUUGAGGGAAAGGAUGUGAAAAUUGAUAAUUUUGGAUCCUUCUGGAUGGAGAACCAUCUUUGCUUGAUGGAUCCCAUCUACCACGAACGCUAUUAUGUGCGGAAGCUGUGCUUUGGCAUGAAUGCCAAGUUUGUGAAUCAAUACGGUAUCGAUGACUACAAGGUCCCUUUGGAGAAGCCCAACCGACGACUGCACAAGCUCCACGCCGCGGAUGUUGUGCGGCUUUGUGCCAUCCCAGCGCGCACCGUCACGAUGGCCCUGCAGGAGUUCUACCGUUACAUCGGGGAGGGGCUCCACUGCGGCCGCGUCUUCAGUCUGUACUUUCCCGGGGUGGCUACAGUCGUCCUGAAGAAGGAGCGAAUGAUGCUGACCCUGGACUCGGAACUGGAGAAGGAGCUCUUCGACCUCGACUCCCGGCGGUGGCCGCCGGAGAAGCGGCUGGCGGGGGCGGAGCGGCUGGCGGCCGGCAAACGCCGUGCGUCGGGGUCGCGGUCCGUGGCCUCCGGCCGGCCCUGCGCACGGCCACCCGCCCACCCCACGGAGCUGCGGCCGGUGUUUAUUCCGGCCGCCCCCACCGGGCGUUUGUUCUCCGACAUCGAAAAGGACGCUGAACGACGGCGGAAGACGCUCCAAGAAAAAGAUGAGCUGCAGCAAGAAACAAGGCGGCUACGCGAUGACGAGGUGGCGGCGGGGUAUAAAGACGUCCAGACGAGGCUGCAUCAGGCUGAGAUCGAGACCUACCGCACGACAACGACAACGCGCGAGUCGGUCUACGACAUCGUCGAAACCGAAUCCCCCAGAGCCGAGGAACCAGAGAUCGAGGCUGUGGAGGAGAUUCCAGUAGAGAAUGAGCCCGACACGGAGGCAACAAGCGGCAGAUUCCUCGGCCUCAAGAACGCGGAGCUUGAGGCAAUACUGAUCAAGGAAGAGCCCUUCAGUCGCCCUACAUCUCGUUUAACCUUUCAUGAUCCUAAUUCUGCCCGAGAUCUCAUCUACGGGGGAGGGAAAACGGCGGCAACACGUCUGAACGAGCCUGAAAUGCACUACGGUCGAAAACGCUUUGAUAGUAAUCUUCAUGAUGUCGAUAGAGUUGGCUCCUUAUUAAAGGGGGUUAGCUAA
Messenger RNA from Phytomonas sp. Hart1, 1266 nucleotides. NCBI's taxonomy places the organism in Eukaryota, Euglenozoa, Kinetoplastea, Trypanosomatida, Trypanosomatidae. The record is from the annotation of a GenBank genome assembly.